Messenger RNA from Paramecium pentaurelia, 358 nucleotides. NCBI's taxonomy places the organism in Eukaryota, Ciliophora, Oligohymenophorea, Peniculida, Parameciidae. The record is from the annotation of a GenBank genome assembly.
AUGUAAAGAUAACUUUUUGUAAUUUCUUGUUGUCUAAAAGGCAGGAAAGGUAAAAAUGGUUUGAAAUAGGUCUGGUGACGUAGUAUUUCUAGAAAAGUUGAAAUAAUAAUAUCGAUCAGAAUUCAAAACUAAACCUUUAUAGAUAUCAAAAUCACAUAUUCCAUAUUUAAAAGUAAAAGAUGAAAACGAAAAGUAACUGAAAAAAUAAGCAUAUCUGGUCUUAAGUGGUCGUAAAAUGAGAUAGUAAACACCUUUGGAUGAGUUUAUUAAAAAAAGACAUGAAAAGAGUUUAAAUUAGACUGCUUCUCUAGCUGAUGGAUUGCAUGCAAAAUCUAAACUUGAUAUAUUUAACAUAUGA